Molecule: messenger RNA, 2555 nt
Organism: Clarias gariepinus (North African catfish)
Lineage: Eukaryota; Metazoa; Chordata; Actinopteri; Siluriformes; Clariidae
Gene: gc
Product: GC vitamin D binding protein
Exons: 12
Coding region: 105-1511 (468 amino acids)
Biological process (GO): vitamin transport
Cellular component (GO): blood microparticle; cytoplasm
Molecular function (GO): vitamin transmembrane transporter activity; vitamin D binding
Source: RefSeq, a predicted model, not a curated record
UAACAACGCAUGUGUAACUUCUGUGCCUGGCAGUACACUAGCAGUUCAAUGACUGACUAAUUCAAAAUUUCAUUAUACACUGCCUGAGCUAAAUAAUAAGAGUUAUGAGGGCUCACAUACUAAUUUUCAUUUUUGGUUCUGCCAUUGUUGUUUCAAGUAUAACCGCGGACAAAGGCAAAGGAAAGCAUUAUGAAAAAGAAAAAGUGUGUGAAGAGCUCCGAGUCAUUGGAUCAAAAAACUUUAAAAUAAUAGUGAGAGCCAUAUACAGCCAAAAGUUCCCAAAUGGAACAUUUGAAGAAGUAAACUGCGUGGCUGAUGAAAUGGCUAAGCUAGCAGAACAGUGCUGCCAAGAUGAUGCUAGUCUUGACUGCUAUGACAAAGGGGGCACAGAGAUCUCAGACAAGUCUUGUGGGAAGGACUCACCUUUUCCCAAACACCCAGGCAUUGAUCAGUGCUGCAAGGUCCAAGGUGAUGAGAGGAAACUGUGCUUGGCCAUGCUGCGCUAUUCAGCAGAAGAACUUCCCUCUCUGCUGGAGCCCACACCUGAAGAGAUCUGUACACAGUAUACUCAGGACCCCAGCAACUAUUCUCUGAGGUAUGUAUACGAGUUUUCCCGAAGAUACAGGAAUAUCCCAGCAGGAUUUGUUCUAAAUGUCUCUCAAAAUCACGUGAGGAUGGCAGAGAACUGCUGUAAGCCCGAUGCAUCAAAACCCUGCUUUUUCAAAGAGAGGUUUCAACAGAGGAGCACAGCCAAUUUCCUGAAGUUUCUCUCCAACAUGUGUAACAAUGAAGUCAAUUUGAAGUCUCACAAGACUGGGCUGACUGCAUAUUUUGGAAGGCUCUUAAGAGUACCAUUCGAAGAAGCAUUGGCUAUUUCUAAGCAGUUUCAGUCUGGGCUUGCAAAAUGCUGUUUGCAACCACAACCUCAAUGUGUCACUGAAGAGUUUAUCAGCUUUCAAAGGGUCCUCUGUAAGGAUGGUGGCAACGUAUCUACGGAACUGCAAAGAUGCUGUAACAAAGACCCUCUGGAUGCUGUCACCUGCAUGGAUAGCGUAAAAAAACAUCCUGUCAUCUCUUCAGAUCUGCAGAUCCACUCGGCACAGCUCUGCGAGGAAGCCCGACCAGAUAGCACAGAGAGAUAUCUGUUCCAGAUUGGGGUGAAGCAUGUGUCAGUCUCAUUGCCUGUACUGACAACUAUUCAGGAUGUGAUGAGAAGCACAGUGGCAGCCUGCUGCACAGACACUAAUGACAUCACAGCAUGUUUAAAGGACAGUAAAUUGGAGAAAGCAGCAAUGCUAGUGUCAAGGAUUGACAACUUCUGUUCACAGUAUUUUCAACUGGAGUUUCCAGCAUUCAAAACAAAGAUCAAGCAAGAGUUCCAGGGAGAUGAGCCCAAGAGCCAGAUGUGGUUGGAUCUGACCACCAGUUGCUGCUCCCAACAUUCACCUGCACACAUGUGCCAAAAACAGACAGAGGCGAUCAUUAAGGAUGAGGAUGUUGCUGCGGCUUGAAAACUUACAGCAGGAUUUCCAUGACAGAUCCUGGGCUUAAGAGAACGCACAUCAUAAAUUCGAAACGUUUAAUUAUACUCCAUUUUGUCAUGUUCCCACAGGGUUUAUGAUAUGAGUUUAAAAGUUGUUUUGACUCUUCAUCUCCCCCAAAACAGAUCAAUACCAUGAAUUUCUGUUGCCACAGAGGCAGAAAGCUUUGCCUGUUCUAAUUAAAGAAGAUUUGAAAGAUAUUUACACAUCAGAUUUUCAAAGCAAUAUGCGAGAUUUAUGAUAUACAGUAUAACCAUAUGAUUUAAACAAAUAAAGCUAAACAGAAUAGUGCACAAAUAUGCAUAUACAAAUUGUUCUUGGUAUUCUCUUUAUACCACUUUAUACUGCAAGUAAUCUAAUGGUGAUUCAUCUUUUGUUUAGGUCUGACAUUAGUCCGUCUAUGUUUAAAAGCACUUUAUGAUCUUGUAAUAAUAUAUGUUCUUUUUUUUUGUUUUAGAAAAUGAGUGAAUGUAGAUUUAAUUUCUAUUUGGGUCAAUAUAAGUUUACUUAGUUUAUUAGUCACAAUAAUAUUUUCAUGCAAGGCACACAUUUUCUGCAAUACUGGGUUGAUGUUCCAGUUUAUCAGACAGUGUCAUGUUUUUAAGUAACUAAUUUCCGUCUGGAGUUAUCUGCACUUAGCAAUAAUAAGGAAGCAAUUAAUUACAGUAAUUAAGGGUAAUUAUGUAAUCAUUUUGUGUGUGUUUGGGGGGGGGUGUUGGCACUUGCUUAAUCAUAUUUAAUUAAGGUUUGAGAGAUAAGCGUUUACAGUUGUGUGAGCAAAGUAAAGGGAAAUAUGUCAAUAAUUAUACACUACUCAGAGAAUAGGUACAAUAUAAACUUUAAAAUACAAGGAAAUGAUUAGCAAAUACAUACAGAAUAUUAAAAUCUUUUGUGUAAAAAAACUUGAUGAAUACAGUAUUUGAGCAAUAUGGGGAAGCUUAAAGGUUUUUACAAACUCCAUAUAAUUUGUAUUUUAUUCAACUGUUCUUUUAAAGCUACAUUACUUUCUCUUUU